Messenger RNA from Emys orbicularis (European pond turtle), 1488 nucleotides. RefSeq names its product aldehyde dehydrogenase family 3 member B1-like. The record is from RefSeq and is a predicted model, not a curated record. The transcript has 10 exons. Gene Ontology annotation, biological process: aldehyde metabolic process. Lineage: Eukaryota; Metazoa; Chordata; Testudines; Emydidae. The coding region runs from base 1 to 1488 and encodes 495 amino acids. Gene Ontology annotation, molecular function: 3-chloroallyl aldehyde dehydrogenase activity; aldehyde dehydrogenase (NAD+) activity. Gene Ontology annotation, cellular component: cytoplasm.
AUGGACACAAAAGGAGACACCCCAGGGAAGGCGCCCACGGGUAGCGACACAGGCAAGAUGGACUCCACAGCUGCUGGCAUGAACCCCUAUGUGGGUUUGGUGAGCAGCCUGCGCACUGCCUGGCUCACGGGGAAAACGCGCACUGCUGAGCACCGGGUCUCCCAGCUGGAGGCGCUGCGCCGCUUCCUGGAUGACAAGAAGCAGCCCAUCCUGGAUGCCAUGGCCUCGGACAUGCGCAAGCCCCCCUUCGAGGUGGAGCUCUCCGAGAUUAUCAUGGUCAAGAACGAGGUCAACUACGCACUCAACAACCUGUCCAGCUGGAUGAAGGACGAGAGCGUGGACAAGAGCCUGGUGACUCAGCUGGACACGGCCUUCAUCCGGAAGGAGCCCUAUGGAGUGGUGCUGAUCAUCGGGCCCUGGAACUACCCCUUGCAACUCAUCCUGGUGCCCCUGGUCGGGGCCAUCGCGGCCGGGAACUGUGUCAUCAUCAAACCCUCCGAGAUCAGCAGCAGCACCGAGAAGCUCGUGGCUGAGACGCUGCCCAGCUACCUGGACAAGGACUGUUUUGCUGUGGUGACCGGGGGCCCCGCGGAGAUGACAAAGCUGCUGGAAAACAAGUUUGACUACAUCUUCUUCACUGGCAGCCCCCAAGUGGGCAAGAUCGUGAUGGCAGCUGCGGCCAAGCACCUGACGCCGCUGACGCUGGAGCUGGGGGGCAAGAACCCCUGCUACGUGGCCGACGAGAGCAACCUGCAGAACGUGGCCAACCGGCUGGUCUGGGGGCGCUGCUUCAACGCGGGGCAGACCUGCAUCGCGCCCGACUACGUGCUGUGCAGCGCGGAGACGCAGGAGAAGCUGCUGCCCGCCCUGCACCACGCCAUCACCCAGUUCUUCGGCCCCGAGCCCCGAGAGUCGCCCGACUUCGCCCGCAUCAUCAGUGACAAGCAGUUCCAGCGCAUCCGGGCCCUGCUGGGCAGCGGGCGCGUGGCCAUCGGGGGGCAGACGGACGAGAGGGAGCGCUACAUCGCCCCCACGGUGCUGGCGGACGUGCAGCCGUCGGAGCCUGCCAUGCAGGAGGAGAUCUUCGGGCCCGUCCUGCCCAUCGUCACCGUGCCCAACGUGGACGAAGCCAUCGCCUUCAUCAACAGCCGGGAGCGGCCGCUGGCCGUGUACGUCUUCGCCUCCGACAGCAAGCUGGUGCGCCGGGUGCUGGAGCGGACGAGCAGCGGCGGUUUUGGUGCCAACGACCCCAUAAUGCAGAUGACGCUAAUCUCGCUGCCCUUCGGUGGGAUUGGGAACAGCGGCCUGGGCUUGUACCACGGCAAGUUCAGCUUUGACACCUUCUCUCACCACCGCGCCUGCCUCCUGCGCAGCAUGGGCCUGGAGCCCAUGAACUCCCUGCGCUAUCCACCCUACAGCGAGCGCAAAAUGGGGCUGGUGCUCGCCACCUUCAGGAUCAAGCGCACGGGCACCUGCACCCUGCUAUGA